CUCCCGCUCAGUCGAUGCUCCGCGUGCUCCGCUGAGCUCUGUGUGACACAGCAUCUGAUUUAUAACACGGUAUCAUGGCACCGUGGCGAGGAUAAUCAAUAGUUUCCUUUUAUUCUUCUUAAUUUGCGCGAGCAGUUUAUGAGAUUUACCCUCUACGAACAUGAAGAAGAGCGACUGCCCUUUCAACAGGGCUACUGAUGCCUCUCUCCCCUGAUCGGAUGGAGGGGGAAGUUUAGGGCUAAUAUAGGCUACUUGUUAUUUUGGGCGAGGAGAAAGAAGAACGGCGGGAAGGUGCCACCAUGAAGGGACUUGUCUGAGGUGGAUUCAUCCUAGUACCCAUUUGUUGGCAUCUUAAUUAGCAUUACAUUUAAGUAGCAAAAUUAUGGCUGAGAGGGCAAGCUUCGGGGCUCAGAAGGUCUCGAGGCCACAGGGCUCACUCCCGCCAGAACCCAUCGACAUCAUUCGGACAAAAGCCAGAUCAAGAAGAGUCCGGAUCAACGUGGGUGGGCUGGUCCAUGAGGUUCUGUGGAGAACACUGGACCGACUGCCACGAACCCGUCUUGGGAAACUUAGAGACUGCAACACCCAUGAAACCUUAAUGGAGAUCUGUGAUGACUACAGUCUGAACGACAAUGAGUAUUUCUUUGAUAGGCACCCGGGUGCUUUUUCCUCCAUUUUAAACUUUUACCGGACGGGCAAGCUGCACAUGAUGGAAGAGAUGUGCGCUCUGUCUUUUGGUCAAGAGCUUGACUACUGGGGCAUUGAUGAGAUCUAUCUGGAGUCAUGCUGCCAGGCACGGUACCAUCAGAAGAAGGAGCAGAUGAAUGAAGAACUGAGGAGGGAGGCUGAAACUCUCAGAGAGAAGGAUGGAGAUCAGGUGGACACGGGAUGUUGUGCAGACAAAAGACAGAAGCUCUGGGAUUUGCUGGAGAAACCAAGUUCUUCUAUGGCCGCCAAGGUUCUGGCCAUAAUAUCAAUUCUGUUUAUUGUUCUUUCAACCAUUGCACUGUCACUCAAUACCCUGCCUGAAUUACAAGUGAUUGAUGAAUUCGGACAGUCUAAUGACAAUCCAAACCUUGCCCAUGUGGAAGCCAUUUGCAUUGCCUGGUUCACUAUGGAGUAUCUGCUUCGGUUUUUGUCUUCCCCCAACAAGUGGAAGUUCUUCAAAGGGCCUCUGAACGUCAUCGAUCUAUUGGCUAUUCUUCCCUAUUAUGUGACAAUAUUCCUAACUGAAUCCAACAAGAGCGUCCUCCAGUUCCAGAACGUGCGCAGGGUCGUUCAGAUCUUCAGAAUUAUGAGAAUUUUAAGAAUUCUGAAACUUGCGAGGCACUCUACGGGACUUCAGUCUCUUGGGUUCACCCUCAAAAGAAGCUAUAAUGAACUCGGGCUGUUGAUAUUGUUUUUAGCAAUGGGGAUCAUGAUCUUCUCGAGUCUGGUAUUCUUUGCUGAGAAAGAUGAAGAUGCUACAAAAUUCACCAGUAUUCCCGCUUCGUUCUGGUGGGCAACGAUAACCAUGACAACUGUGGGUUAUGGGGAUAUCUAUCCCCAAACGCUCCUGGGCAAAAUAGUGGGUGGUCUCUGUUGUAUUGCUGGCGUGCUAGUGAUCGCUCUCCCUAUCCCUAUUAUUGUGAAUAAUUUCUCAGAGUUCUACAAAGAACAAAAGAGACAGGAGAAGGCUAUCAAACGCAGAGAGGCGCUUGAGAGGGCCAAGAGGAACGGAAGCAUCGUGUCCAUGAACCUGAAAGAUGCCUUUGCUCGCAACAUGGAGCUAAUAGAUGUUGUGAUAGAAAAGAACGAGGAGAAAGGCUCAGACAAUCACGUUUCUCCCAGCAGGUGGAACUAUUUAAAGAGCUCAAACUCCGACUUGAGUUCCAAGCCGUGUGAAGCGAAAUAUCAAGAAAUAGGCCAGCUUGGUUCUCCAGAUGGAGGAUUCAAACAGCGUCCAAGCCCUCAACGCCUGAACGCGAAAUCCCUCGAACAAAUGUAUAACCAGAUGACGACUCCUGCACCUGUAAGCUGCGGUGGCCCUUCGGCUUCUAAAGGGGGCAGCGUUGGUAAAGAAGAAAGGAUGGAGAUGAAGGUGGUUCAGAGUGACCCUAUUCUGAAAGACAUCAGAAGCAUCUCCAGUGUCGACAGUUUCACCAGCUGCGCCACUGAUAUCAGCGAAGUCGAAAAAAGCGCACUGCUGCCCAAUAUUGCAGGAACACAGGUGAGACAUCCACGUGCGCCUCCUCCGCUCGACCUAAGCCAGAUUAGCUCUCUGGACAGGUGGCCGCAAAGCAGCCCAUCGGCAAAGAAAGCAAAGCAGCCCACAAUCAUCAAGGAGGGCCUAUAUGAGUUCGUCCAGUGCAAGCCCGAGACCACAUCACAGGGCGAGGAGAACCAAAGCUUCGAUCCCAGCGGUGAAACUGUGAGGAGCCCUCCGAGAGUAAAAGCAAAGGGACUCAAAGUGAACUUUACUGAAUCUCCAGACGAGGGCGCUUCCAACUUGAAUUUAGUCAUGACCGAUGACACAGCGACUCUGACACCCAAGCAACCAGCGUGCGACACAUCGCUGCUGGCAGGUUCUCCUCGGCACAGCCCGAGGUCGCCGGGGAAAGGCUUUGAAGGGGGCUCGGCGACAAGCUCUCCAGGUUACAACCUGUCCUCUUCUGGAAGCCAAAGAGGGAGAAACCAUGUUGAUAGAGCAGCUGUUACUCCCACUUCUCCUAAAAGCACAGGAAACUGCGCUUCACCCACGGUUGGUGCCGUUGAAGCGGAAGACAGUAUUCAAAGUGGACAAAAGGUGGACAACCACCUCCUUUCCCCUGAUAUUCUCAAGUCAUCGGGGGACGGCGGACGGCCACCGCCAUGUGAAACUAGCAUGUGAUGUACUGAUGUAUGUGGACGGAAAGGGGCAAACUGAAGUAGUGAAGAUUUUCUUCUGUCUCAAUAUUAAUUAUUAAUGGGACUGCUUUUUUUGCAGAGAUUGACUUUAUGAUCUUGAAAGAGGUCUGCUCCUGACUUUGAGAGCUUAGUGACAUUCAUUCAGAAGGUGGACGUGAAUGAACAAUACACACAGUACUCGAAUAAUAAUAACAACAUUAUUAUUUUGUAACAGCAUGACCCCUAAUGUGAAAGAUUAGUUAGCUGUGUCUUAGCUUUUGAAGCAUAAACUCAUCCAGAUAACUGAUAAUAAAAAUUGUUCACAUUGUAGCAUUUACAGCCUAUUGAGAUGUAGUAAGCACAUGGACAUUUUUAAAAGGCUGUAAUGUGUUGGAUUUAUUUGAUGGUUCUGUAAAUUGGCAGUCAGAAUUUGUCUCGACCAAAACAUGCCUUCAUUUGAUGAUUUCUGGCUGAGUGCUAUGCCUCAGUGGUAAUUUACAAUACAUGUCAUUCACAUGCAAAUGUGGAUGAAAUUCUGCUUCUAUUACAAAUGACAAGUAAUAGAAGAAAAAAUACAACAAAGAACUAUAUUAUUUUAAUAACUGUAAAUGCAUGCUGGUUUCACUGUUACACAAGUGUUUCCAAUUGCAUCAGUUUUAGUUGUAAAUGACUACAUCAAUUCUUUGUAUAAAAUGUUUAGCAUGUUUACUGCUGUGGACAACACCCCACAUCAGUAAAUUUGUGAAACUGUAUGGAAAGAUUUUUGUUGAUGUUUUUAUGUUGCCUUUAUUUCAGAAUAAGCUGAGGGAAAUACAGUACCCGAUAGCCAUUGUAAAUCAACUGCGCCCUCUGUUGGAUGAAGGAAGUGGCACUUUAUGAUACAUCAGCUGGACUUGAUGGAAAUAUUGUACAUUUAAUGAAUGUUAUUACAGGAUUCCUUUCGUAAUGUGCAAUGGCGCAGCUCUUGUACCAAAAAGGUCAAUGGAUGUCAACAGCUGGAAAUCGAGCUUUUAGCGCUUCACAGUGAAAUGUACCAUGUUUAUCAACUGUAUAUUUAACUGGCUAAAUCCAUUUAGUGUAGAAACACAACCACCCGUUUGUGUGGUGUCAAUCGUACAUUGAUUUUGAAGACGUGUUAGGCAGGAGCAACCGACCUGCUUUAAGUACUCAAAUCCGUGCCUUUUCAUAAACAGUCAUUUAUGAGAAGGCUUUAAGGUAUUUUAUUGAAAUAAUUAUUUACAGAAAAUUCUACUUUUAUAGAGAAAGAUAUGCAAAUACAAUUAAGUUCUCAGGUUUUUUAUGCAAUCUUGAUAGCCCAAAUGCCAGUUUUCCUGAAUAUUUAGAUGAUCUUUUGCAGACAUCACACCACAUUUGCAAAGGAACAACAAUGUGGGAAAAUGCAUAACAGCACACAACCAUCCCAUCUACUUGCACAAGCAGACUCAUCAGAAAUACAUCAAUGUACACAAAUGUCUCCAUUAUGUCUGCAUUCAAUCUUGUGUAUCUCAUUAAGUUCAGUUUCUAGUUUGUACAUCAGCAUGUGACAUUAGAUGUUUAUAAUUGUACAUCGUUUACUUUGAAAUAGUCUUCGGCAUUGUUCCAGAUACCUAGGAGGACCAUAAAAGAAAUGUUUGUACAGGACACUAUGAGCGCAUUCUUUAGGUGAAAGGUUCAGCAGCCCUUCAACCUUAAAGAGACCAUUAGUUAAGAAGGGGGCCUUUAAACAGCUGUUGCAUCUCUUACAGUAGAAAUGCUUCACAAUGCAUCAUAUUAGCAGGGA
Messenger RNA from Triplophysa rosa, 4645 nucleotides. It is a transcript of the gene kcnb2a, whose product is annotated as potassium voltage-gated channel subfamily B member 2a. The record is from RefSeq and is a predicted model, not a curated record. Bases 383 to 2869 code for a protein of 828 amino acids. Lineage: Eukaryota; Metazoa; Chordata; Actinopteri; Cypriniformes; Nemacheilidae. Gene Ontology annotation, molecular function: delayed rectifier potassium channel activity; protein binding. The transcript is spliced from 3 exons. Gene Ontology annotation, biological process: potassium ion transmembrane transport; protein homooligomerization. Gene Ontology annotation, cellular component: membrane; voltage-gated potassium channel complex.